GUUAUCUUUUACUGUUUGGUUCUUUCUGGUUUUAAAAGCAGUUGCAAUGUUAGCUCCUGUCCUUUGUGCAAAUGAUGAGUGGGACCGGGAAACCAAACUCCCCCAGCCCAAGGGUUGACCAAGAUGCUGGGCUUGACAGAGCCCUGCUCACAAAUCUUUGGCAUUACAAAUCCGUGGGGGCCGCUGCACAGCUGGAUUCCUAGGAUAAGCAAGUUAGACUUUGGUUUAGGGGGCACAACUCUUGUAACCAUUUAAAUGCUGUUUCCCUAAGCUUCCAGGGCUGUGUAGGGAGUGGGGGGAGGGGCAAGAGAGCACUUUAAGUACAAAAGAUCUCAAACCAACCCACGACCUUCCUAUGACAUCUGCAAGCUCAAAUUCCAUAUAUUGUGAGAGGCCGCCAGCCUAUCGGGUUCUCAGAUUAGCCGGUCCUUGUAUUCUCUUCAGUGCACAUAAUUAUUUUUUUCACAUGCAUAUUAACAACGGCCUACCUUCAGAAGAAGGAAAAGGCUUCCUUUCAAAUGAAAGCAAGUCCAAGCAAGGUAGAGACCCAACACAGAGUGUGCAGGGUGGCAUUGUUCUCUCCAGCUCCAAGAAGAUGAGAGUUUCAGUUUCCUCAUCUUGUAACACUGGUACACCUAAUGCUGCGGUUGGCAGAAUCUGCAGCCGGCGCAGGUUCCUCCUAAACCUGUGCAGAUAUGCAUGGCGACUUGUGCGCAUCGUGGCACAAGCGCAAGGCUGAAACUCGAGAACUCGCAUGCGAGACAAUAAUUCAAGUCAUUUGCAUGAAAAGUCUCAGCGAGCACAAGAUCUUUUACAGUGCACAUGCUACCGGUGCCCUAACCCGGAGAACAAUGGCCUCCUCAGCGGAAGUUAACGCAGGAGAAUACUGAGAUUUAAAAGGAAAACUUCUCUGGUCACUAUGCAGACAUUCACCAGUCUGUUUUAAAAUAAAGCACACAGGGAUACUUCUGCCAGGAUUCUCCACGGCCAUUCCAGUGAUAGUGUUGUCUUCAGAGUGCAAGCAAACAGGAGCGAGCCUUUUUUAGGAGGUAAUGGUGGCAGGUUUUUUUUUUUCAGAUCUUCCAUUUUGUCCUGCUUCCAAGUCAGUACAAUUAGCUCAACAUGGAGGUUUCUCUUGUCUAAACAACAACAUCAAAAAAAAAAAAUAGAAAUCUUUUCAGUGGCGUGCUCGACUGUGCUCAAUAUGGGCACCAGGACAGGGCUGGAAAACAGCAUACUUCAUCUGGCGCAGAAGGAAGCGCUGCACCUCCGGCUCAGAUGGCUUACGAUUAUCUCCCUUCCUGGCCUUUGGCUGGGUUUCUGUAUGUAUCGUUUUGCCUGUGUUCCGUAAGCCAUGACCACCUGCUGUAUGUACAACUUGUGCUUGUUACAUUUGUGCGCCAUUUCCCUGAUGGAACUUAAAGACCCAGCUAUAACUGCGUGUUUACUCAUAUCAUCCCCCCCCCCCGUUAAAAAAAAUACACACCAUACAUGAACCGAACAUGCCAUGCUUCAAUCUGGCCCCAGUGGCUUUUUCUCUGAAAGCAAAAACGUGUGUCUUUUACACCAGGGCUUUCUCCCCACCCCAGGGGUGUCUUCCAUUCUUUUGUGGCUCAGUUGAAGGCGAAAAGGGCUCCAAACCACUAACUAACAGAAGGGAGCCCUUUCUUCCACCUCCUGGGAGAAUCUCAGAUUGAAUUUAUCUGAAGAUAGCUUGCUCUCUUCUUACUUAUUUGCCACCAUUACGAGGAGGACAGCACAACCACCACCUUGGCUUCAAGAUCCUGGGUAGAGAGGCUCACGGGCAUUUUUUUUUUUUCAACCAUCUUUGGCGAGGCCUUGCUUCCUUCCACUCCAGUAAGUCGCGGCUUGGGGCCAUGGAAAAGGACUAGGCCUGUUGACUGGGGCUGCUUUUAACCCUUUCAUAUUUGCAGAGAAUGCAACCGUGUGACAGUAACUGAGCACUGGUCCAAAGUCUUUUCAAAAGGUCAAGGUUCACAAGAACAUCUGAUCAAAUUCAUGACCAUGGGGGAUAUGAAGACCCCGGACUUUGAUGACCUCUUGGCAGCAUUUGAUAUACCAGAUAUGGUCGAUCCCAAAGCAGCGAUUGAAUCUGGCCAUGAUGACCACGAAAGCCACAUUAAGCAGAAUGCUCAUGUGGAUGAUGACUCUCACACUCCUUCAUCCUCGGAUGUUGGCGUCAGUGUGAUUGUGAAGAAUGUUCGAAACAUCGACUCCUCUGAGGGAGUUGAAAAAGACGGCCACAAUUCCACAGGCAAUGGCUUGCAUAACGGGUUUCUCACAGCAUCUUCUCUUGACAGCUAUGGUAAGGAUGGAUCAAAGUCCUUAAAAGGAGACGCACCUACCUCAGAGGUGACUCUUAAAGACCCAGCCUUCAGCCAGUUCAGCCCUAUCUCCAGCGCUGAAGAGUUUGAUGAUGAUGAAAAGAUAGAGGUGGACGACCCUCCUGAUAAGGAAGAUACACGGUCCAGUUUCAGAUCAAAUGUGUUGACGGGCUCAGCUUCCCAGCAGGACUACGAUAAGCUUAAGUCCCUUGGAGGGGAAAACGCCAGCAAGACUGGGGUCUCUACAUCAGGCCAUGUAGAGAAAAACAAAGUCAAGAGAGAGGCAGAAACAAACUCCAUAGCCCUGAGUGUUUAUGAGCCCUUUAAGAGAAAAGCAGAGGAUAAGUUGAAGGAGAACUCUGAGAAGAUGCUUGAGAACAGGGUGCUUGACGGGAAGCUGGGCUCUGAGAAGAAUGAUUCCGGCCUUGCUGCUGUCACAUCUUCCAAAGCGAAGUCAUCGUCCAAGCUCUCUUCGUGCAUAGCUGCCAUCGCAGCACUGAGUGCUAAAAAGGCAGCUUCAGAUUCCUGCAAAGAACCUGUGGCCAACUCAAGGGAAGCUUCUCCAUUACCAAAGGAAGUGAAUGACAGUCCCAAGCCCGCCGACAAGUCUCCGGAGUCCCAGAAUCUCAUUGAUGGCACCAAGAAAGCCUCCCUGAAGCCAUCGGACAGUCCUAGGAGUGUAUCCAGUGAGAACAGCAGCAAAGGCUCCCCGUCCUCUCCUGUGGGGUCCACCCCCGCAAUCCCCAAAGUCCGUAUCAAAACCAUUAAGACAUCUUCUGGGGAGAUCAAGAGAACAGUGACCAGAGUGUUGCCAGAAGUGGAUCUGGACGCUGGGAAGAAGCCUUCUGAGCAGGCAGCAUCCGUGAUGGCGUCUGUGACGUCGCUUCUCUCAUCUUCAGCGUCAGCCGCUGUCCUUUCCUCUCCCCCCAGGGCACCUCUGCAGACGGCCAUGGUUACCAGUGCAGUUUCCCCAGCGGAGCUGACCCCCAAACAGGUCACCAUCAAGCCCGUGGCUACUGCUUUCCUUCCUGUGUCUGCUGUCAAGACGGCAGGGUCUCAAGUCAUCAAUCUGAAGCUCGCUAACAACACGACAGUGAAAGCCACAGUCAUAUCUGCUGCCUCUGUUCAGAGUGCCAGCAGCGCCAUCAUCAAAGCUGCCAAUGCCAUCCAGCAGCAAACCGUUGUGGUGCCAGCAUCCAGCCUGGCCAAUGCCAAACUCGUGCCAAAGACUGUGCACCUUGCCAACCUUAACCUUCUGCCUCAGGGUGCCCAGGCCACCUCUGAACUCCGCCAAGUGCUAACCAAACCUCAGCAACAAAUAAAGCAGGCAAUAAUCAAUGCAGCGGCCUCCCAGCCACCUAAAAAAGUGUCCCGAGUCCAGGUGGUGUCAACCUUGCAGAGUUCUGUGGUGGAAGCCUUCAACAAGGUGCUGAGCAGCGUCAAUCCAGUCCCUGUUUACAUCCCGAACCUCAGUCCUCCCGCCAAUGCAGGGAUCACGUUACCGAUGCGUGGGUAUAAGUGCUUGGAGUGCGGGGACUCCUUCGCCCUGGAAAAGAGCCUGAGCCAGCACUAUGACAGGCGUAGUGUGCGCAUCGAAGUAACGUGCAACCACUGUACAAAGAACCUUGUUUUUUACAACAAGUGCAGCCUCCUUUCCCAUGCUCGAGGGCAUAAGGAGAAAGGCGUGGUGAUGCAGUGCUCCCACUUAAUCCUAAAACCGGUCCCAGCAGACCAGAUGAUAGUGUCUCCGGCUAGCAAUACUACCACUUCCACUCUGCAGAGCUCCGGGGGAGCUGGCACACACACUGUAACCAAAAUCCAGUCUGGCAUCACCGGGGCCGUUAUCUCUGCGCCUCCAAGCACACCCAUCAGCCCAGCCAUGCCCCUAGAUGAAGAUCCCUCCAAGCUCUGUAGACACAGUCUCAAAUGUUUGGAGUGCAAUGAAGUCUUCCAGGACGAGACGGCUCUGGCUACGCACUUCCAGCAUGCUGCAGAUACAAGUGGACAAAAGACUUGCACUGUCUGCCAGAUGCUGCUUCCUAACCAGUGCAGCCAUGCUUCACACCAGAGAAUCCAUCAGCACAAAUCUCCCUACACCUGCCCCGAGUGCGGGGCCAUCUGCAGGUCGGUGCACUUCCAGACCCACGUCACCAAGAACUGUCUGCACUACACACGGAGAGUUGGUUUUCGAUGUGUACAUUGCAAUGUUGUGUACUCUGAUGUGGCCGCACUGAAGUCUCACAUUCAAGGCUCUCACUGUGAAGUCUUCUACAAGUGCCCUAUCUGUCCAAUGGCGUUUAAGUCCGCCCCAAGUACACACUCCCACGCCUACACGCAGCAUCCUGGCAUCAAGAUAGGCGAACCAAAAGUAAUCUAUAAGUGUUCCAUGUGCGACACUGUGUUCACCCUGCAGACCUUGCUGUAUCGCCACUUUGACCAGCACAUUGAAAACCAGAAGGUGUCUGUUUUCAAGUGUCCAGACUGUUCUCUUUUAUAUGCACAGAAGCAACUUAUGAUGGACCAUAUCAAGUCUAUGCAUGGAACAUUGAAAAGUAUUGAAGGGCCUCCAAACUUGGGUAUAAACUUGCCUUUGAGCAUUAAGCCUGCAACUCAGAAUUCAACAAACCACAGCAGAGAGGAUGCCAAGGCUAUGAAUGGGAAAGAGAAAUUGGAAAAGAAGUCUCCAUCUCCUGCAAAGAAAUCCACAGAAUCGAAGAAGACGGCCAGUCUCGGGUGGACGUGUUGGGAGUGUGACCGUCUGUUCACACAGAGGGAUGUGUAUCUCUCUCACAUGAGGAAGGAACAUGGGAAGCAAAUGAAGAAGCACCCUUGCCGCCAGUGUGACAAGUCUUUCAGCUCCUCCCACAGCCUCUGCCGCCACAACCGCAUCAAGCACAAAGGCAUCAGGAAAGUGUACGCCUGCUCACACUGCCCAGACUCCCGGCGGACGUUCACCAAGCGGCUGAUGCUGGAGAAGCACAUACAGCUGAUGCACGGCAUCAAGGACCCCGACGUGAAAGAGCUGAGUGAAGCUUCCAACGAGGAGGAGGAAACUGAAACCGAGAUAAAGGAAGACGCCAAGGCUCCCAGUCCCAAGCGGAAAUCGGAAGAACCAGUUUUAGAGUUCAGGCCUCCCAGAGGAGCCAUCACUCAGCCUCUGAAAAAGCUGAAAAUCAACGUCUUUAAGGUUCACAAGUGUGCCGUGUGUGGCUUCACCACGGAGAACCUUCUGCAGUUCCACGAACACAUCCCUCAGCACAAGUCGGACGGCUCCUCCUACCAGUGCCGGGAGUGUGGCCUCUGCUACACCUCCCACGUCUCCCUGUCAAGGCACCUCUUCAUCGUUCACAAGCUGAAGGAGCCUCAGCCCGUGUCCAAGCAGAACGGGGCUGGGGAAGACAGCCUGCAAGAGAAUAAGCCCAGCCCCGAGGACGAAGCCGCCGAGGGCGCAGCAUCAGACAGGAAGUGCAAAGUGUGCGCCAAGACUUUUGAAACGGAAGCUGCCUUAAACACACACAUGCGGACACAUGGCAUGGCCUUCAUCAAAUCCAAAAGAAUGAGUUCAGCUGAGAAAUAGCCUCAGAUCUUCCGCAAGAGAAGCCCUGUCACAUAGGAAUUGGAAACAAGACUUUUUUGUUACCAAAAGUUUGCAGUAAAACAGAGUUAACAGUACUGUCUGGGCUGUCGCAAUAUGUUCUCUGUCCUGUCCCUCACCUCCUCAGAUGUAUCCCUCCCCAUAAGUAUUAAGGCAGUAUUUGAGUUUUAAAGAGUUUGUAUAUAUUUAAAUAACUUUUUAUACUCUUUGUUACAUGUUUGUAUCAGUAUUUGGUGGAAAAUGUUUUGAGUUUUUUUUUUGGUUUGUUUUGGGUUAGAGUUUUCGUUUUUUGUACCGUUUCUUUAAAGCAGAGUUCUUCGUAACAGGGGCAGUUCCUGAAUUCAAACCAACCAUUUUGUAUGUUACAAAUUUGAAUGAGUUCAGUAAUUACAGGCUAACAUGCCUUUUUUAGUGUUUUUAAUUUUUAGAACUCACCACAUAAAUUACAGGUGAUUGUGGGUCUCACAACACUGGCCACUCUUAAGUGUCUUAGCACCACACUCAGCGUGCCUGUUCCUAGCCACUGAGGGCUCCGAGGACAACAGCACCCAGGUGAGGGGCGUGGCCUGAACCCUCCUGCACAGCAUCCAAAACGACAGGUCCCUGCUUCCUCCAGAGUAAAUAAAAGAGGCCAGGAGUCCAGCAGGGAAUGCAGGCAUCCUUAAUCCACCUGGAGGAAUGAGGAAGAGGGGAUCCAGAGAGGGGAGAAAACAGCUGGCGAUUUUUCUGGGUGAACUUGCCAGGCUGACUCACAGCAUGCUGAGACAGGCUAGGAAAAGGCCGGCCUUCUGUCCAAGUCGAAAGUCGUAGUUAGGCCUGUAGCUCGCUAGUCAACUUUUGUCUUGUGACUCGCCAACUCCUGCAGAGACUGGUAGUUCCAGGCUGUCAAGUACUUCUCUGGCUCUUGACAGGAACAGAAAGGCAUGGUUGACUUAACCCUUUGCUGUCUACACAGUUGGUGUUUCCUGUUCUGGGUGCUACUGCCAAAUGUCCUGGUACUUAGAGCUGGGAUGCACAACUUUACCGCCGACCUAGCAAUGCAGCAGCCUGUCCUCUGCAACUGGCCACAGACGAAGCCCUGAGCCACCAGGCUUAUAGAGUUUGCGCACCCUCUCGCGGCCGCCUGACUGGAGCACUGUGGAGGUGCCUUCCCGUCACUUCCCUGGACAGUCCUCUGGGAAAGCUGUCUAUUUUGGUUACCGUUUUGUGUUUUCCGUUGCAUUUUAUAUCUUGUAUUUAUCUCCAGAUAGGUUUUGUACUUUUUUGGUUUGUUUUCCUAGGCCAAGAAAUUCAUUUGUGUAUAUAGAUACUUGCAUGCUAGACUGUAGUCAGUGUUCAGUUCCUUGGAAGGUCUUGCUGCUGUUGGGUGUGCUCGCUACAUCCAUUGUGACUGUAUUCAACCCAUUUCACAUGUAAAUAAACAAGGAACAUCUGGCCCUUGAGCUUCUUCAAGAGAGUUAUUGGUGGGUCUCUGACAUCAUGAAAUUUGGGAAGUGACUCAUUCCCGGGACAGGCUACAGAGUAUUGCAGAAUUCUUUCCACUCUGAAGAAUGGCUCACUUGUUCUCGCCAGUGGCCAACUAGCUCUUCUGCCACUUUCUGUUGACUCCAUCGGUACAAUCCAGGGGUGUGCAAAUACUCCUUAACUUGAAGCUUAAUUGCCGUUCCUUGUUGCAUCUGUGUUGUUCCCAGUUGUGUUCCUUGGCACUUUCUCGUGCUUCUGCGUUUGAACCUUGCAAUAGGCCUGCGUGGUGGCCACGCAGGUCCGUAGAGCCUACAGUUGGGGAAGUACAGUUGAGGGAGCUGAGUUCAGAUUCAGCUCUUCGUCUGAGUCCUCGCAGCUGGUAAGUGGCUUUGCAUAUUAGAACCCAAAUAUUUUGCUCUCAAUCUAGUACUUGCUCUUUGUGGUUAUGUACAUAUUGACAAAUAUUCAUUUAUGCAACAAAUAAAGUUAUGUGCAAAGUA
Alexandromys fortis (reed vole) is the source of this 7904-nucleotide messenger RNA. RefSeq names its product zinc finger protein 532 (gene Znf532). Bases 2020 to 5922 code for a protein of 1300 amino acids. The record is from RefSeq and is a predicted model, not a curated record. NCBI's taxonomy places the organism in Eukaryota, Metazoa, Chordata, Mammalia, Rodentia, Cricetidae. The transcript is spliced from 10 exons.